Messenger RNA from Cryptomeria japonica (Japanese cedar), 1199 nucleotides. RefSeq lists its product as uncharacterized. Bases 165 to 938 code for a protein of 257 amino acids. Gene Ontology annotation, cellular component: mitochondrial membrane. Gene Ontology annotation, biological process: mitochondrial proton-transporting ATP synthase complex assembly. The record is from RefSeq and is a predicted model, not a curated record. Lineage: Eukaryota; Viridiplantae; Streptophyta; Pinopsida; Cupressales; Cupressaceae. The transcript has 2 exons.
GCGAACAACAACAUUCCAGUAGUUUAAGCUCUCCUUCAUUUUAAUGCUAGCUCAUAUGACCUUCAAAGGAGUGCUAAAAGAGGUUUAAUGACUUCAUUCCCAAAAUCACAACUCCAAAACAAGACGUGACACAAAUAUUUUUCCUUCUUCACAGCUUAGAAUUCAUGGCGCCACAGCAAUGGACAUUCGCCAUUCUUUCCAAGUUCCGUACGCAAGCUAGGGCUUUCAUAACAUCAACAGCUUUACAGAACUGGCGUUCUAGUUAUGUCUCUCCUGUUUGUGAUGUGCAAAAUCAAUGCUCAAGCUUCAGUUCUCACCUGUCACAGAAAUUUCCUUUUCCAAAUGGGAGCCUGAUGUCUGUCUGGAUCCCUAAUUUUCAGAGAAGCUAUUCUUCAAAAACCGGUGUGAAUGUGGUUGACACAGAUGAAAAUAAAAUAACUAUAGGGCCACAGAAAUCUGCCGAGACUGAGAGGGAUAAUCAUGUUGUAUAUUAUGGUCCUAUCUCUGAAACAAUUAGAAGGGUUAAACUUCUAUCACUUUCUACGUGCUGCUUGUCUGUGUCACUUGGUCCUGCUGUUACUUUUCUUACGUCACCUGACAUGAAUGUAAUUUUAAAGGGGGCUAUUGCUUCUAGUGUUAUUUUUAUCAGUGCAUCCACCACUGGUACCCUGCACUGGUUCGCUAGUCCUUAUGUUCACAAGCUCAAAUGGCAACCUGGCUCUGACAGCUUUGAGGUUGAAAUGUUAUCAUGGUUAGCAACAUACGUACCAAGGACAAUUCAAUUUUCUGAUGUUAAACCUGCAGAGACAAAUAGACCAUAUGUGACAUUCGAAGCAAAAGGAAAUUACUACUUCAUUGAUGCUGACCGAUUCCCAAAUAAGGCUUUGCUUGCAAAACUAACUCCAAAGCGCCCAACUCGAACCUUAAAGAAUUUAUAAGAGAUCUUAUGGGGGAAGAAUGUAAGUGGCAGCAUUAUUACCAAAUCCAGCCAGAUCCGGCUUGUUUGGACUGGUAGGAUUUGUUUGAUGUGGUCCGGAAUUUUCAGUUCCUAUAAAAUUUUGACUAAUUUAUUGGAAAAUUCAACAUUUCCAAAUUUUUUGGCCUUCCAAAUGAACUUAUUUUUUCAACCAUUGUAACUAUGUUCGGCAGAUAUAUUGCAGUUGUGCCAUGCAACAUUGUUGAGUUUUUUCUCGGAUAAA